Alternaria conjuncta is the source of this 951-nucleotide messenger RNA. RefSeq lists its product as uncharacterized. Lineage: Eukaryota; Fungi; Ascomycota; Dothideomycetes; Pleosporales; Pleosporaceae. The record is from RefSeq and is a predicted model, not a curated record. The transcript has 3 exons. The coding region runs from base 1 to 951 and encodes 316 amino acids.
AUGCCCGAUAAUCGCACACCCGCUGCAGCUCAACAACUCAUGGGCGCUGUCCAAGCUGCCAUCUCGAGCCUUCCGGCUCCCAGAGAUCAAUCCAGAAUUGCCAUCGGGGACUUUGCGCUGUUCGAGAAACUGUUAGGGUGCACUGCUCUCCUCACAGAAGGGCUGCUCUCAGCUGCAGUGUCAUUCAAGCAUCCAACGCGGUUGGUACAUCCGCUUGGACCAGGGCCGUCGGGCCCGAAGAAGAAACUGAUAGUCUUUUCGCGAGAGACAAAGAACAAUCUCGACAUGCGCACUGUAUUGCUGGAGAGUCUGGUGUAUGCUCUACGUUGGGUCGGGUUCUCAUACAGUGUCUUUGAUGAGAUUAUGUGCGUUCACAUAAAGAACAUGGAUUCUCAACACGACAUACCUUCCAAUCCACAAGGGCCACUGGGCUUCAAAUUCUUGCCUCUCUUCAUCUGCCUCGGUCGUCAAGCCCCAAACACGGACAUCGACAUGUUAGUCCGAGGUUACGACGGCCUCUCAACCGCGCUAUCUGGUCUGCGGAACUUCCUUCAUCGAUGGUCCACGCAAGCUUUACUCCGCUUCACCUUCUUCUUUUUCCAGCGACGGGGCGGCCUUACGCAGAAUAUCGUGGACCUAUUCGAAUCUUGGUACCGAAUAGGAGGCAACUUCAUUAAUAACGCCCGUACUCUCCAUCCAGGCGAUGCCUUACGCCUAGGCCAAGCGACUCAAGCUAGUAACAUGGGUGCCCAAGUCGAGACAGCGAUGAGAGCACGCGUCCAUCCUCCUUUUACGGGCCAAGAAUACCUCCAGCUGUGUGUUGCGGUACCCGGUACACCACAAGAGCGACAGCGAAGUGCUUGUCUUCAAAUGCUAUACGUCUUGAUGCAGCUGAAUAUCAACAAAGGCAAUGGCGCCUAUUACAACUAUCACCGCAACUCGUUUGUAUAA